Messenger RNA from Labeo rohita (rohu), 3723 nucleotides. RefSeq names its product thioredoxin domain containing 11 (gene txndc11). The coding region runs from base 392 to 2692 and encodes 766 amino acids. The record is from RefSeq and is a predicted model, not a curated record. The transcript is spliced from 12 exons. NCBI's taxonomy places the organism in Eukaryota, Metazoa, Chordata, Actinopteri, Cypriniformes, Cyprinidae.
UAUAACCGGUCCAGCAGCAGGUUUCCGUGCAGUGUGUUUCUCCAGUACAGAACACCGAUUCCCGGAGAAGACUGUCAGUCAGCACUCAAAACACUACAGUCUCGGAUCUGAACCAGGACGCUGCACAUUCUCGUUCAUCUGUGCGUACAUUUAAUGUAAUUUCCGUAAUAAUGCUGUUUUGAUGAAAUGAAACACGGCGGCGCGUUUGUGUGUGUAGUUUUGAGACGCUCCCUCGCCGUGUCCCCGCCCCUCUCCUCCCGUAAGGCGGAAGUGUGACGUGUGUUUGAGCGGUUGGUGCGGCGUGUGUUGUGCUGCUGUCUCUGAGUCUCUCCGAUUCGGUUGUGUUCGGUUCAGUUCUCCCGGGAUGAACUGGUCGUUGUAGCGGUCGGUGAUGCUGCGGCGGGUUCGGGCGCAGCUCCGGCAGGCGGCGGAUCAGAUGGCGAAAAGACCCGAACUGUGCUGCGGCGCGAUACUGCUCACCUGCGCGCUCAUCUUACCCAUAACCCUCACCUGCAGUCGGGUGAAGAACGUUGUAGCGGCGCCUCGGUCUCCGGUGCGGUUCUUCCCGGCCGAGGCUCCGGUGGUGGAUCUGUUCCUGGGUCAGUUAGAGGAAGCGGAUCAUCUACUAGAGGAAGCGGAUGUGUCGGUGGUGUUCUAUUACGCCCCUUGGUGCGCUCACUGCAUCACUGCGCGACAGCACGUCCAGCAGGUGGCGCUGCGGCUGGCCCAGCAGGUGCAGUUUGUGGCGGUGAACUGUUGGUGGCAUCAGGGCAGGUGCAGGAAGCAGAAGAACUUCUUCCAGUAUCCAGUCAUUCAUCUGUAUUACAGGAGGAUCGGUCCGAUCGAGUACAGAGGUCCGGUCCGGUCUGAGUAUCUGGAGAGCUUCAUUCACAGAGUUUCUGCUCCACUCUCAUACCUGCCCUCCGUUGGAGCCCUGCACACCUUCCUCACACAUCACCAGCAGGCUGUGGUGGGUUAUUUCCAGUUUAACUCGUCUCCUCAACCGGCCGGUUACAUCACCUUCCUGUUGUCCGCUUUGCACGCGCUCAGACGAGAUCACCAGGGGGAGGUGCGCUUCGCUGUGGUGACCAAUCAGGCGGUGGCAGAGGGCGUGUCACUCAGGGAUGAUGAAAGUGUGUAUUUACACCGGCGUUUGAACAGCUCACUGGUUUUCCCACGGACGCAGAGGAACUUCACUGUGCAGGCCGUCUGCGAUUGGGUGUUUGAGAACAGGGAGAGCGUCAUUCGCUGGAUUCAGCCAACUAGAGCGAAGAGUUACUCACUGGAGGCGGAGCUACAGAAAGGCCCCGCCCUCCUGACCUUCCUCCCGCACAAUCCCCUCACAGCCAAUCAGCUGCUGACACAGGUGACUGAUGUGGCGCUGCAUUAUCACUCGUGUUGCGGGUCAGAGGAGGAUUCGUCGUCCGUCCCGAGCUGCUGUCAGUCUCUGCCGGUUGCGUCGGCUGAUGUGAGCGUCUGUGAGUUGUGUGUGUCUCAGUGCUGGGCUCUGGGUCUGUAUCUGCAGCAGGUUCGACUCUCCAGCGCCUCCUGCAGGAGCGUUCAGACCUCAUACGGUCCAUUCGGCCGGUUCAGCGUCUGCUGCAGGAGUGUCCCGAGUCCUCACCGCUGCCCACUGCUGCCGGACUCCAUCACGGGCCUGCAGUGCCGCACCAACAAGACGCUGCGCUUCUACCUGCUGGACGCGCAGCUCAACUGGCCGCUGGCUCAGAGACUCGGAGCGUCCGGAAACCAGAGCAGCGACCUGCCCUUCAUCACCAUCAUCAACCUCAGAGACGAGACGCACUACGUGCUCAAACACAACAACACACUGGCAGAUUUCAUCCAGAACUUCAGCGCGUCCUACAGUCCUUUACACAGACAUCUGGUGGGACACAAGCAGCAGCAGCAAACACAGUCCCUCAUACAGGAAGUGACCUCAGACAGCUUCCUGCACACCGUCAUGGACUCACAGAGGGACGUGCUGCUGUUGUAUUAUUCGGCCUGGUGUGGUUUCUGCUCGGUUCUCAAUCACGUGUUUCUUCAGCUGGCCCGUCUGUUCCAGGGAAACGGCGCCCUCACGGUGGCCAGAGUGAAUGUUGGCCGUAAUGAUCUGCCCUGGGAGUUUAUGGUGGAUCAUCUGCCGUCUGUGCUGUUCUUCCCCCGACACAGGAAGCAGAUGAGCGUGAAGUUUCCGGAAAACACGCCCAUGACGGUUCCCAACCUGCUGCGGUUCAUUCUGCAGCACACUGGCCACGCCCCCUGGGAGGAGUCCGGUCAUGGGGUGGAGCCUAAGUCCCUGCUAGAGGCGGAGCUUCGGGCGCUGCAGCGGGAGGUGUUUUCUCUGCAUCAGGCCAGAGAGCGUCUGUCUCAGCAGCUGGCCGUCCUGUGGAGGGAGAACCGGCGGCUCGCGCUGCACACGCACACGCUGGAGACCCAGAAUGCCGAGCUGCAGGAGCAGAGCGGGCGGCUGGAGACGCUGUACAGGGAGAAAACGCGUCAGCUGACCGACACCGUUCACAGACUGCAGGAGCUCGCAGACGUGUCUGAAGAACUGCUGAAGGAGAACACGCUCCUCAAAGUGUUGCUGAACGCACUGAGAGACACAGACAGAUGGGACGCAGACAGAAGGGACAAAGCUGAUGGACAGAAAGAAGCAGAUGGACUGCGUGAAAAGUGUGAGGCUUCUUUAUGACCGAUGAUUAUCAUGCAUAAUCUUACAGAAUCACACAAAACCUUUUAAGAACACGUCCAGCUCUUACUUUACCACAAAAAGGAGAAUGUGCAAAAUAUAAUGUCAAAGAAAAAAUGUAUUUGCAUUGUAAAGAAAUGCAAAUACAUUGUUUUGCAGACUCAUUAAAAUGUUGUUAUAGACAUGUUUUAGUGUAAUGCCUGAAAAACUCAGCAAUGAAACAUUCAAGUUUCAUGUUUAUUUGUCUUAUGCACAAGAUGUCAGUGACAGUUUGUUCACUGAAAUGCUAGUUGUGAGGCUCAGACAUUCUACAGCAGUAAAUACAGAAAAAAUACAAUAAAAAGCAUUUGUAAAUUAAAUGCAUUGGAGUUUAAUUAUCAUAAAAUAAUGUGACAAUGUACAUCUUAUAAUGAACUCCUAAUGAUCCUAAAAUAGGCAUCAUUUUCUCUGUGCUAAACAUGUUUCCCCCUUGUGAUUUUGGAGUGAAAUGUGAUCUGGACAUGUUCUGGCGAUUAAUUAUGACUGCCGUUACAGACAUGAGCGAUUGAUGAAUAUGUUUCUGAUUCAGAGCAGCAGCUCUUAAAAGCAUGUUUGGACUUUAUGAUGGUUUGAUCUAAGAAUAGACAUUAAAUGGUAUCUGUGAGACCCUGUUAAACAGUAAGUAGUAUUUUGUUGAAAUAAUCUGUUUUUUCAUAAUCGAGUUCUGAUACAGUAUUCAGGGAUUACUUGAUGUUCCUCAGAUUUUAAGGGUUAGAGUUAAAUUGAAGUUAAAGGUGGUAAAUGUGAUUGUCACUGACUUUUUGAAUCAUUUGGUUACGUUUUAUAUUUAUGUAAAUUAUUAUUAAGGAACUAGAAGUGCCAUUAAAAGCAUUAAAGUGAAUUAACUAUCAGUUAAUUAAUAUGAAAAUUAAAAUGACAUUUAUAUUGUACACAUUAUAUUUUGUGCACAUUUAAAAAUAUUGCCUAACAAUAAAAUGUCAAAUGUUAUUGUAUCAUGGUUAUAAGAAAAUAAAACCAGACCAAGUUUAAGUUUA